UUAACUUCACAUGCUCACACACAAUCUGCCUGAGUAGGGAGUUGCAGCCACAGACUGCAGGUGUUCUUAAAAAGACUGCCAACAUGUCGUUGUCAAAGAGGGCUAGUUUGAGCUGGUAUCAGAGAUAUUUAUUGGGGAUAAAAUCCCACCAGGACAUGAAGAUUAUUCAAAUACAAAAAUGCGAAGAUAUUCUCUUUACAAUACUCAAUAGGGUUUAUCAGCAAGACAGCAGAUUCCAGGUGGAUUACUCCAGGGAGCUGGCGUGCUUUGAACAUGCUCUCAGGACAGAUUUUAGUGAAUUGGACAUGGAGGUGCCUCUGCAGUUCAACGAUUUGUCCUUAAGGAUUGAAGAGAGUUGUGACACCUCCAACACUGUGGACGGAAUCUCAGAUCAAACCCAGACAAGAAAGGGAUUUGUUUACCUGGCCGUUUCAAAGGCAAGUGAAGGCAGAUGGCUUGAGAGUGACCUAUUCCACAGGCUUCCCAAAUCAUCCCAGUGCAGUGGGCAUAUUGUUCCAGGCAAAGUCAUAAAUGUCCUGAAAGAGCUUCUCAAAGGAGCUAUUGUUUACUGUGAGCAGAAUUUCCUUCUCAGACCAGGAGAUGUGAAUGCUUCUUUGUUAAAUUUUGAUGGUCCCAGGAUAACACUGGUUCUAAGAAAUUUGAUGAAGCCCUUACGAGUUAAUAUCAUUCCAGUACUUCGGAGAACCAAUGACUUUUCAGAGUUUGUAAGUGAGGAUGAGAAAAUGUUUCCUGAGCCAAUUAGUCAGGUGGCACUCUCAAACACUGACAUCUGCAAUGGAACUUAUUAUCACUGGAGAUUUAGUUUUGAGCGACCGAUGAAAAAGUUGCUUGAGAAAGCAGAUGCUGAUGGAGGCCAUCGGCUUGACAGCCUGUGCCUUCUGGACAGAAUUAACUCUGACCACUGGCUCCCAGAGCAAAACUAUAGAGGACUCAAAUUUAAACAUUUUAAGACGGUGUUACUUUGGGCCAUGAAGUUUUUUCCAUCUUCCGAAGACUGGGUUGACAUGGAGUCAUCUGUUUAUCGGAUGUUGGUGGUGUUGCUACGAUGCCUUGCCCUCAGGGAUCUACCCAACUACUUCAUGCCUGAGAUCAACGUUUUCCAUGAAGAUUUCCAGCCACCGUUUGAUUUUCAAACUGUCUACAAGAAGGUAGAAGAUUUUGCUGGCUUCCCUGAGAAAUGCCUCCAGAUACAUUUGACCCACCUCCUGCCUGCACAGCGCCGACACAUUGACAAUUACGUAAAGAUGCUGCUGCAAAUCCAGGACAGAGAGGGUCUUUACUGGAACAUGGCUUAUUUUGAUGUUAUUCUGAACAAGUUCCAGGUUUACCAUGUCCAAGAUGUUGACAGAAUUGGGGCCAUGCAGCUCAUCUGGUCAAAAACCGCCAAACUGGUGACCGAUGAAGGAUGCUCAUCAUAGCCAUGAACGAUGCUCAUCGUCAUCCAAGAAUAAUGUUUAUCGUGACUCAAGGAGGUUGGUGCAGCUUAACUCAUUACAGAAGGGGCCACACGUCUGCACAUAAGAUGAAAAACACAGCCCUUCUGCACACUACAGCAGUCUGGACCAAUACCCCUACCUACAAUCAUACCUACUAUAGAAUGGACUACAUACCAUAUCCAAUCUGAUGUAGAAUACAGCACAACCUUUUGGACACAUCUACAAUAGACGGGUUCAUGCAAACUCUUAAAAAGAUGCUUAAUGCAUAUAAAGAAAAGACUAAAAAAGUGGAGGAAGUACAACUGUUGUCAAUCUACUUUUUGCAAAGUCCAAAUUAUACACUUUACUGUAUAGUUUGGGCUUAAAUUUUUCCAUGCAUAUGUCUAAACUAUGCAGUUAAGUUCAAACUAUAAUAAGCAUAGUGUCACCUCUUGACAUAGUGUCAAUUGCUUGGCUUGAAUGAGUGAAAUUUUACAUUAACCAAUUUGCAUUUCCAGGCUCAUCUUACAGAAUCACUCAGAAUACCUUAUAAACAAAGCAAUGCCGAGUCAUCGAGGAACAGAUAUGUAUUUUCCAAACAAGGUUAUGUCUGGCUUACCAUCUACUGUAGUGUACAGUGCAAUGAACCAAUUCCCAUCUAUUUCCUACAAUUUGCCUCACCCAGAAUUGAUCAUUCGUCACUAUUUCCCCCACUUCCAUAAGAAACCGCCAUCAGCAUUUAAAAAGGACGGUUCCCUGUUGCGAAUUCUCAGUCAGCUUUUCCAUCCCCAACACUUUCUCAUCUGAAGGCACAUUCCCAUACUACUGUAGGGGACGCAGCACCUGUCCUUUCACCCCUUCCCUUCCUAUUAUUAAGGAACACAAACAAUCUUUCCAGAUGAAGCAGUGAUUCAAUUGCAUUUCUCGAAAUCUGGAUCACUGCAUUUUGUGAUGACAGUGUAGUCUCCUCUGCAUGAUUGAAACCAGCCAGCUUGUGUCAUCUUUGCAGAACACCUGCCUCCAAUCCCCCUUGAGUGACAGUGACUUACGGUUCUCUGUCUUUUCUAUUCUCCAUCCCAUUCACACUCUGACGUAUCAGAGUAUGUAAAAGACACUUGGGACAGGUACGUGGAUCUUAAGGGUUUAGAGGGAUAUGGGCCAAACGCAGGCAAAUGGGAAAUAGUUCCUCAACCCAACUCGUCAAUGCCGACCAAUGUGGGACAUCUUUCUCUGCAUAGCCAAGUUGGGCCGAAGGCCCUUUUACCAUGAUCUAAGUGUCUAUCCUGCACUGUUACAAUGCCCAACACAACUUGAAGAACAACUCAUCUUUCUCUGCCUGUAUCAGGACUGGCCAAUUCCAGUCAUCAAUCCGUGAUAUUGAUUCAGUUUUUUUCCCUCUCCAUUAGUACAGCCUAAUCUGCAGGACAUGUUUCACAAUCCUGCUAUUAGCAAUAACAAAUCAUAAAAAGAAGUGUCAUCAUCACCUAGCAGCCCCUACCAAUCUAUUUUUCACACAGAGAGUGGUGAAUCUCUGGAACUCUCUGCCACAGAGGGUAGUUGAGGCCAGUUCAUUGGCUAUAUUCAAGAGAGGGAGUUAGAUGUGGCCCUUGUGGCUAAGGGGAUCAGGGGGUAUGGAGAGAAGGCAGGUACGGGAUACUGAGUUGGAUGAUCAGCCAUGAUCAUAUUGAAUGGCGGUGCAGGCUCGAAGGGCCGAAUGGCCUACUCCUGCACCUAAUUUCUAUGUUCUAUGUUUCUAUUUUACCUGGUCUCACCCUAUCACAAAUAUUCCCUUGGCUCUAUCCAUUGUUCCCACAUCUUCACCCGCAAGUUAAAAACUAAUCUGUUUUUUUUUCUUUCCCAGUUCUGAUGAAGGAUCUUUGAUCUGAAAUACAAAAUCUAUUCCUCUGUCGUUAUGUGCAGCCGAUCUUCCGUUCCCAGCACAUUUAUUUCAGAUUUCCAGUAUCCGUAGUUCUUCGUGAGUUUAUUCAAAACUAACGUAUGUAAAUGUACAGGAUCUGGCAGUGAGGCACGAGAUAUACAAGACAGGUUCGAAUCACUCGUCUUCUCUGCAGUUACUUUACGUUUACAGGAGCAGUUAUUGUUACACAUAAACCAUCUCGUAUCCCUUAAGCAAGACGGUUUAUGUGCAAUAGUAACUACUCCAUUGUACAUGAACAAGAAUUGUUAUUAAGUCAAGUUAUACACCAUGAGGCUAGGAUGGAAUGUCUGUUGUAACCAGUACAUGUAGAAGAAGCUAUCGAUAUGAAUCCGUAUGAUCCUUAGAAUCAUGUGCAAACAGUUGUAAGAAUGAGGAGACCCUGUUCCAGUUUAGAAUGUAUUGGCUGAAUUUGGGAAAGGUCAACUUCAAAGCAUCUUAAGUAGGCCCCUCUUAUAAUACGUAAUGUUUAGAUGGAACAUCAAUCUCAUUUCUUGUAGUAUUAACACCACGAGGCUUAAUGGCUGAUCAACAAUUUAAGGCUUCAGGCAGUAACAGUAAAUAGCUAGAUUGAGCCCUAUAUAUACAUUGAAAUAUUUUAUCACAUUAGAAGCAUACCUGUGAUUUUUUAAAUCAUUUUUAUUCUUUUCAAAAACUAUCAUAUAUAACUGGAGUGACCCAGAAAUAACAAAUGGAAGUUUAUAUCUAUUUAUAUCGAUAACAAGUUCCUUUAUAUAACUUCUGGCAUACUAUUGGGAAUUUUCCCACCAUUUUUUAUUUAUGGAAUAUUAUGUAUCAAAUAAAACAUACCAAAAUCAA
This is a messenger RNA of Leucoraja erinaceus (little skate), 4191 nucleotides long. RefSeq names its product protein mab-21-like 4. The coding region runs from base 84 to 1439 and encodes 451 amino acids. The transcript is spliced from 5 exons. The record is from RefSeq and is a predicted model, not a curated record. NCBI's taxonomy places the organism in Eukaryota, Metazoa, Chordata, Chondrichthyes, Rajiformes, Rajidae.